This is a messenger RNA of Manihot esculenta (cassava), 2533 nucleotides long. Its product is annotated as receptor-like protein 1. The transcript has 3 exons. Bases 42 to 2399 code for a protein of 785 amino acids. Gene Ontology annotation, molecular function: protein binding. Lineage: Eukaryota; Viridiplantae; Streptophyta; Magnoliopsida; Malpighiales; Euphorbiaceae. The record is from RefSeq and is a predicted model, not a curated record.
UGAAAAUUGUAUUAUUUUUUACUGUUUUGUUACUUGUAGAAAUGAGAAGCUUGAGAAAUUUAAGAUCGCUUUCUCUAACUAUAAAUGGAAGCAGCAUGCUAUUAGAGCCAUUGGGAGCAUUCACCAAUCUGGAGACCCUAUAUAUAAGCCGGAGUGAUUUAAAAGGGAUAAGAUUUGCUCAAGGUUCUAAUCUCACCAAUUUGAAAGAAUUAUGUCUAGAUAGCUCUUCUGUGGAUGAAAACUUUCUCCAAAGUUUUGAAGCACUUUCUUCCCUUGAAACAUUAUCAAUGUACGGCUGUGGACCUAGUGGCAUCAUACCUGUGAGCCAAAGUAUUUGCAAAUUGAAGCAUCUUCAAAAGUUAGACAUUAUUUACAACGAUUUCAGUGGUAACUUACCUUUGUGUCUAGCAAAUUUGACUUCUCUUCAACAAUUAGACCUCUCUUCCAAUCACUUUAUUGGAAACAUUUCUUCAUCUCCACUUGAAGGUUUAACAAACCUUGAAUAUCUAUCAGUUUCAGACAAUUUUUUUCAAAUCCCAAUCUCAUUAAGUCCAUUUUUCAACCAUUCAAAACUCAAGUACGUGGAAAGUUGGGGUAACAAAAUAUUUGCAGAAACAAAUGAUCAGUACUUGAACCCAAGAUUUCAAUUGGAGGACCUUAUAUUAUCUAGUGGUGGAUAUGGUGGAGCAUUCCCCAAAUUUCUCUAUCACCAGCAUGACCUACAAUUUAUUGAUCUGUCGCACAUUCAAAUGAGUGAAGGGUUUCCAUAUUGGUUGUUACAAAACAACACCAAAUUGGAAAGUCUUUACUUAAUCAACAACUCUCUCUCAGGACCUCUGAAAUUACCAAUUCAUUCCCAUAUGAAUUUGUCAGAGUUGGAUAUAUCAGACAAUUUCUUCCAAGGCUUCAUCACACCAGAGAUAGGAACAUAUCUGCCAAAAUUGUGGCGUCUAAACAUGUCGGGAAAUGGUUUCAGUGGUAGCAUUCCUUCUUCAUUUGGAAAUAUGAGCUUGUUGGAACUUUUAGACUUAUCCAACAAUAGAUUGUCAGGUACUAUACCAGAGGAUUUAACCAUUGGUUGUGUCUCAUUGCAAGAACUCAUACUUUCAAACAACAGUUUGCAAGGCCAAAUAUUUUCUGAAACCUCUAACUUAAGGUUUCUGUAUGAGUUGCAAUUGGAUGGCAAUCAAUUCACUGGCAGCAUUCCACAUAGCUUGUCUAACAGCUCCUUUUUACGAGUGUUGGAUCUUAGUCAUAACAACUUAUAUGGUAGGAUCCCAAGGUGGCUGGGGAACAUGUACUUUCUUCGCGUUUUGGAUCUUUCAAUGAAUAAUAUCUCAGGAAGUCUACCAUCUAACUUUUGCCCUUCAAAUAUACAAGAGAUUUAUUUGUCUAGAAAUGGGCUACAAGGGUCAUUGGAGGAUGCAUUUUAUGGUUGCUCUGAGUUAAUUGUGUUAGAUUUGGGCCAUAAUCAUAUGACUGGAAGCAUUCCAUCAUGGAUUGGAAAAUUUUCUCGAUUGAGCUACCUAAUCUUGGGGCAUAACUAUAUUGAUGGGGAAAUCCCAGUUCAAUUGUGCAACUUGACUCAAUUAAGUUUGCUUGAUCUUUCUCAUAAUCAUCUUUUUGAUUCUAUUCUCCCUUGCCUAAGAUCUACAAGCCAAACAUAUAGGCAGCUAGGAAGAAUGCUGCCUAAUCCAUAUAAUGCUUCUAUGGAUAAACCUUUGGAAUUUACAACAAAGAGUAUAUCCUAUUCUUACCAAGGAAGAAUGCUAUCUUACAUCUCUGGAAUUGAUCUCUCAUGCAAUCAUUUGACAGGCCAAAUUCCUAUUGAAAUUGGGUACCUCAAUGAGAUCCAUGUACUAAAUUUGUCUCACAACAGUUUGACAGGAAAAAUCCCAGCAUCCUUUUCCAACUUGCGCCAAAUUGAGAGCUUAGAUCUGUCAUACAACAACUUGGAAGGGAACAUCCCUCCUCAGCUUACUGAGUUAAAUUUUUUGGAAGUUUUCAAUGUGUCAUAUAAUAAUUUAUCUGGCAGGACACUUGACAAGGUUGCACAAUUUGGGACAUUUGAUGAAAGCAGUUAUCGAGGAAAUCCUUUUCUCUGUGGAUGGCCACUGCCAAGAAAUUGUACUGAAAUGGUAUCACCUCCAUCAAAAUCAAGAACUUCAAUUGAGAAUGAGGAAAGCAAUGGCUUCAUGGACAUGGGUGUUUUCUACAUAAGUUUUGGGGUAGCUUACAGUGUGGUGUUGUUGACAAUAGCUGCAGUUCUAUACAUAAAUCCGUACUGGCGACGAGUAUGGUUUUACUUCAUUGAGGUGAGUAUAGAGAAUUGCUAUUAUUUUAUAAUAGACAAUCUUGUAGUUUUAUCCCAAUUUAGAUUUUGUAGCUUACGCAGAUGAAUUCAGCUUGAAAGUAUUCUGCAAGUUUUUUCUUUUUCUGUACUUUCAAUUGACCUCGAGAUUGAAUCUCAAGCAGCGAUGUAAAAUGUGUGUUUGAAAUGCUAUAUUUACACCCAACAUUGAAUUUGCUUAAA